Enterospora canceri is the source of this 588-nucleotide messenger RNA. The record is from the annotation of a GenBank genome assembly. Lineage: Eukaryota; Fungi; Microsporidia; Enterocytozoonidae.
AUGUUUAAGCCAUCGGACCAAAACAAGGCGGGGGGCGACUACGAUCAGGGCUGUGGGUACGCGCAGCAGAACGAGGCGUGUGGGACGCCAAGGAGGCCCAACCUGUCCUACGCUGAGCUGAUCACAAUGGCGAUCGAGAGCAGCGCGGAGCAGAUGCUGACGCUGAAGGACAUCUACAACUGGAUAUCGUGCAACUACCCAUAUUACGAGGCAAAGAAGGACGGCUGGCAGAACUCGAUCCGCCACAACCUGAGCCUGAACCGCUGCUUCUACAGGGUGCCCAGGAAGGAGGGAUCCCGUGGGAAGGGCAGCUACUGGAAAAUAAACUACGAGUACCAGAACGUGAAGGUGAACUAUCGCACCAGGAAGUACACGUACGUCCCACCGCAGCAGUCGAUCCACUCCCUGACGCAGAUACUGAACGACAACACGCUUCUGAGCGAGUCGAUUGGGAUGAGCGAGAUACCACCGAAGAAGGGGACGAUAUUCAGCGGAAACCUGCGCGACGAGGACUACGAGGCUGGGCAGCCCGACGCGUACGACUACGACGACCACAGCAAGUUGGACAGGAUAUUUUCAUUUAAGUAA